UGGAUUUAUGUAAGAGCUAUGUGCGUUUUAUUGGUAGAAAAAAUGGCUUUUGGCGUUAUAGUGAUUUCCAAUAGGUCAAUUGGCGAGACGGCUAUAGGCAUACUGUUAGCGGUAUGUGGGAUAAAGAACAGAUGCCCGCCGAUAGCAAUCAGGUUUUGACAACCUUGCACGCCACGCACAUCCUGAAACGGGUCAUCAGUGCCGGAUACAUGCUUCAGCUUGCAACGUGGGAUAUUAUUCGUCGUUACUCAAGAAUAUCCGCAACUACUAUUAGAAAUAUGGAAAGGCUUGUAGACGAUUCUUCCAAUGGCAUGACCCUCUAUUAUAGUGUCCACACUGCCUUCGAUAAUCUGACAGUAUACUUUGAACAGGCGGAGGAGAACCUGUAGGCUUUCGUUCUCGCAAUGCCUCAUAUUAAUCAGCGCUCCAGCGAGACAACGAGUACAUAGCCAAGAAAGUUGGCGACAAAAUCAAUACACCCCGAGUUC
Messenger RNA from Suillus subaureus, 488 nucleotides. RefSeq lists its product as uncharacterized. Bases 114 to 389 code for a protein of 91 amino acids. The record is from RefSeq and is a predicted model, not a curated record. Lineage: Eukaryota; Fungi; Basidiomycota; Agaricomycetes; Boletales; Suillaceae. The transcript has 2 exons.